UAUUCCCCAUGAAGCGCCGCAUUGUUUCAGACGCUUCCACGAGGAGUUCUGAAGCUGGUGCCCUUCGGACGCCGGUCAAACGGCGGCAAGACAUUCCCCCGGCCAAAUCCCGGCGAAAAGAUGGCGGCAGUGCAGGCGAUUUCAUCAUUAAGGAUCCAUAUGAGAAACGUUCCCAGUCACCUGGGCUCAAGAAUCCUGGGGGAAAUGUCCCAGUUCCACCUCAGGCAGCUUUGGAAAGCAUGAGCAAGUUCUGGAAAUUUCUAGAAAGUGCUCAUGAUGGAAACAAAGGCUGGAGUGGGAUCUCCAAACUUGCAUGCUCCUUGCCUGAAAAUGAGUUCAAGGAUAAGUUGUGGAAGGCGUACCGGAACCAAGUGGUGCCCUUGGAGAUGGCGACCCCGACCUGCAGCAAGCUGUAU
This is a messenger RNA of Notodromas monacha, 416 nucleotides long. Lineage: Eukaryota; Metazoa; Arthropoda; Ostracoda; Podocopida; Cyprididae. The record is from the annotation of a GenBank genome assembly.